Molecule: messenger RNA, 4231 nt
Organism: Cyclopterus lumpus (lumpfish)
Lineage: Eukaryota; Metazoa; Chordata; Actinopteri; Perciformes; Cyclopteridae
Gene: pkp1b
Product: plakophilin 1b
Exons: 13
Coding region: 1558-3855 (765 amino acids)
Biological process (GO): cell-cell adhesion; cell-cell junction assembly; intermediate filament bundle assembly
Cellular component (GO): plasma membrane; nucleus; adherens junction
Molecular function (GO): cadherin binding
Source: RefSeq, a predicted model, not a curated record
CAGGGACUCAACUGGCUUUUCAACAGUAAUUACAGGAUGAAGAUGGCAAAGCUUUGGACAGCGUUUGCCAGAUCACACAGGUACGCCCUCAGUACAAGAGCACCCAAGGGUGUGGCACAUAUCUCUUUUUCUUUUUCCCAUGCAGGUGAAAAUUUAAAACAGAAUGUCAAACAGUCAGAGGUCCAGAGGCAUUUCAGACUGCAAGACACAGUCCCUAAACACAAUGAAUACAUAUGCCGUAUGCAAAUUAUGCCACACUAGACCUAAUGCAAAUAAGCUUUGGUCUUGUUUUUUUUGCACAAAACAAAAUCAGUCGUGUUUUUACAAGAGAUUGAUGUAUUGUUAUUUGAAAGGCGGGCAUAAUGAAGUUGUGUCGCAAUCAGAAUAGAAAUGUACACAACCCUGGCCUUUAAAAUGUCAGUAAGUAUAUCAUGUUUGUUUUACUGCAGAAUGCAUUUUCAACAAAAGCCUUUUUCUUUUCUUUUUUUUUUUUUUGCAUGAUAUUUGAAAUCGUAGUCCGAGAAGGUCUAAGGGAACUCAUCCAUAACCCAAGUAUUUUACUUUCAUAUUAUCCUAUUACAUUCCAUUACCCAGCUUUUGCAUUUUUGCAAAAUACAUACAUGAAACUAAAAGUUAUGCAUUCAAAAAGUUACAGUUGAAGGACUAUCAGUAAAAUAUACAUCAAAAGUGGUAUUAGUAGUGCAAACUUGCAUAUAAAGUAUAUUAUAGAGGGUGGAAAGUAGCUUAGUACAUGUACUGAAUCAAUGUACUUCAGUAAAAUGUAUAAAUAAAAUACUCUUUACUUGUACUGCUCUAUAUUUAGGUGGACAUUAUGUUUUACUGCACCACUGUGCAUAUUGCUUUCACAGAUGUAGUCACUUUUCACCUUUUCUUUUUACAUUUACAUACAAUUACCGUCUUUGUAUUUUAAUUUUAUUUUUAAAUAACUUAAAUUACACAAAAGCAAAAUCCUAGAAAUGAAUUUCCAUUUGUUCAGCACAACUGUCUUUCUCUUCCCUGCUGCAUUCAUCAUCACAGAUGUGUCUCUGGGUUGGGAACCACUGGACUAAAUGACCUCGAAUAUAAAGGGAAGCAACCAGCCACGUCAGCAAAAAUACUACAUAAUCAUCGAUUUAUCUGCUUUAAACCUCUAGUUAUGCAGAAUUACUGAUAAUACUUAUGCACUAUUAAAUGAGUAUAGCAUUAUGACUGCACUUGUUGCAUCGUUCUUCUUUCUCCUAGAUAGAAACACUCAAAAGUACAUUUCACUUUUGCCUGGUGACUUUAUCAAUUUAUUGCGUAUUGCUACUGUUUGCUCAUGGAGAAUGGGUCACGUGUUUGCCAAAACCAGCGAGAGAAAGUUGAGUUAAAGAGUCGUGUGUUGUGUUUGAAUGGGGCGCGGUCAAAUGGCGCAGGGCAGGGUAGGGCAAGGUGCGCGCUCCCUCCCUUCCUUCCUCCCUCCCUUCCUUCCUUCCUUCCUUCCUUCCUCUCUGGCAACUCAGCUGCGCAGCGGACGAGCUUCACGCGCCCCCGGACGGUAAAGAGAGAGAGAGAGAGAUGAGUCUGGAACCCAUGAAAUCGGCCCUCUCCAUCGGCAACGUGGACCACACGUCGCUGGCGCUGCCGUCCGUCCACCAGUGCCGCUCGGGCCAGCAGCGCGUCCUGGAGCAAGUGCAGACGAUCCGGAGGAUCAGGUCGAGGACGUCCAGCAGCAGCAGGACCGGAUUCACUUCUCUGUCUCCGACAUCUCCUUUGUAUGACACAUCUAAUGGAGGCCUCUUCUUCGGGAAUGGCUUUUCUCAAGCUCUCAUCCAAGAGAAGAACGUCAACUGGCAAUCAGUCCACAACAUGAAGGGAUCCAGCGUGAAGAGGAGCACAGCGUCCGCCUAUCAGAGCAAGAGUGGUUACGCCCCUCUCGGCUCCAUGGCGGCCGGUCAACCCAACUCCGGCCGCAGCGAGCCUGAUUUGUUCUGGCAGCGCUCCCCGACGCUGCGCUCGGUUCCCCCGCCGAGGCUGCUUUCCAACAGGGGCACCUACCAGACGGCGAGGGCCACCAAUCGGUUUGUGACGAUCGCCAGCGCCCAGCCUCAGCAUCAACCUCAACAUCAGCCUCAACAUCAGCCUCAGCAGCAGCCUCAGCAUCAGCCUCAGCAGCAGCCUCAGCAUCAGCCUCAGCAGCAGCCUCAGCAUCAGCCUCAGCAGCAGCCUCAGCAGCAGCCUCAGCAUCAGCCUCAUCAGCAGCCGGCGUACGUGAACGGCACCGGGCAGACCACAUCACACAGCCAGUUCAUGUCUCAAGUUAACUUGACCAAAACACUGCCCAGGUCUCCCGUCACAGAGAGUGUCCCGAAGGGGAAAGAAGAUUCUGGGUCAAACGACAACAGUGGAGAUGCUGAUAUCACGAUGAAGGAGGCCGUUGAGUAUCUUUCCAACGGGGAUGAGACGUAUCAGCACUGCGGCGCGUCCUACAUACAGCACAACACUUUCAUCGACGACAAGGCGAAAGAGGAGGUGUUGAAGCUCAACGGGGUCCAUCUUUUGGUGGGCCUGCUGCGCAGCUCCAGUCCACGCGUGAGCCAGACGGCCUCGGCCGCCCUCCGUAACCUGUCCUUUAAAAGCAACAACAACAAGGAGGAGAUGCAGCGCUCGGGUGGCAUCACGGAGGCUGCGGCUCUGCUCCGAGACACGGACUCUGUGGAGACACAGAAACAGCUGACGGGUCUCCUUUGGAAUUUGUCCUCGGUAGACACCCUGAAGCCGGACCUGCUCAAGAGCGCUCUGCCCGUCUUGAUGGAGCGUGCGAUCCUGCCGUACACAACCGGACCCGACCGGACCGCCGGCAACACCCGGGACCCCGAGGUCUUCUUUAAUGCCACCGGAUGUCUCAGAAACCUGAGCAGCACGAAGCAAAGCAACAGGCAGGCGCUCAGAAGAUGUCGAGGUUUGAUCGACUCUUUGGUCAGUUACGUUCAAAACUGCCUGGAGGCCGGAACACCAGACGAUAAGUCCGUGGAGAACUGCAUGUGCAUCCUGCACAACCUGACGUUCCAGCUGGAGGACGAGGUUCCGGUUCUGUUUAGCCGGAUCACGCUGUUGGCGAAGGCCGCCAACACGGGCCCCGGCCAGGGCGACGGCGGCCCCAUCGGCUGCUUCAGCCCCCAGAGCAAAUCGUUGGUGCACGAGCAAAACUUUGACUUCCCGGUCGUCGAGGACCCGCAGCCCAGUGGGGCCGGUUUGCUGAUCCACUCCACGACGAUGCAGAGCUACCUGUCUCUGCUUGAGACGAGCCAGCGAGAAGAAACACAGGAGGCCUGCUGCGGAGCCCUGCAGAACCUCACCGCCCAUGACAGCAUUGUCUCCAGCGUCAUGAGCCAGACGAUUGUGCAGAAACUGAACGGCCUGCAAGUCAUCAGUCCCCUUUUAAAAUCAAAGAAAGUCAACAUGCAGAGGAACGCAGUGGGUUUGGUAGGAAACCUGGCCAAAAACCCCAACUUGCACAACACCAUAGCUCGUAAAGCGCUCCCCGAGCUGCUGGGCAUCCUCAGCGCAGGCACCAAAGAGGGAAAUGAGUCUGAUGACACGCUGGCCAUGGCCUGCCAGACUUCCAAUAGCCUGCUUAUGAAGGAACCUGAGAUGGCCAAGCCCCUGUUAAACAACAACCUGAUUAACUCACUGAAAGAUCUCAGCCAGAACGGAUAUCUCCCCAAAUCCAGCAAAGCUGCAGCCCUGCUCCUCUUCAACAUGUGGUCCGAAAAAGAUGUACAAAGCGUCCUGAAAAAGCAAGGGAUGAAUAAGUCCUCGUUUGUGAAUGACAUCACCACGGCGGCGCACAGGUCGGUGCAAGUUGUGGAUUAACGGCAGUUUACACGAAUGGAUGAAAGUCCCCUUUUCACAACAGAGAAACUCGCCCAAAGGUCCGCUGCACAUCCACUCCGGAGAGCGACUAGACCGUCCAUGUUUGAGUUUUAGAGUUUUAACUGCUUUCAAGUUUCUUUUAUUGUACAGUCUGUGCCUGCAAUCUGGGACCGAGCGCUUUCUUUAUUAGGUAUUAACAUAUGGGUUAUGAUUUUAUUGUCUGUUCAUGUCUGAUUUUUUGGUAUUUUUUUGUUACGUUUGCAAUAAAAACAGUGACCUUUUCUUUUCUUUUUUUUCGUGCGUAGUGUAUAUGAUCUUGCAAUAUUUGUCAUGUGCCCAAAAAGUGUCAUUUAUGAAUAAAGCUGUCAGAGCUCCA